AUGGGAUUUAUAAGUGAUUCUACUUCCUUGUCGAUUCCUGUCUUUUCCAGGACAACGAAACUUCGUAGGUCGUUACGAUAUCGUGAUUUUCUAUGUAACGAACACAGGAGCAGUGGCUUUCUGCUACAAAAUGAGAGCAAUUACAAUUGGCCAGUAGCAUGCAUGUGGACAGGUGGUGAAAUGAAUGCAACUUGCGGCCUGAUACCACCAACCGAGAAACCGUUCGGAUUUCUUGAACCACGUGAAUGGCAAAAGAAGCUUUUUGUUUGUUUUUAA
Gongylonema pulchrum is the source of this 276-nucleotide messenger RNA. Lineage: Eukaryota; Metazoa; Nematoda; Chromadorea; Rhabditida; Gongylonematidae. The record is from the annotation of a GenBank genome assembly.